CAUAGGGUCUAUUGCCCCUCCAGGGAUCAGCAGUGCUGGGCUGGAGAUCAUGUGGCCUGUAGGUCCCAAGAGGGGCUGCAUUUGGUCACUCUUAAUUGCCUCCAGUACUUUGAGGCUGUGGGUCCCAGUGAGGUAGGGGCAGCAGAGCUCACUCCAGCUCCCACACUCGUCUCCCCAGUUGUUCCUGGCAGCCAUGAGCUCGUCUCCCCAGUUGUUCCUGGCAGCCAUGAGCUCGUUGCCAGUGGCCAGAGGAGGAGAGAGAACAGCAGCACUGACCCAGUAGGGAUGACCCAGCAGUUGCAAGUGGCGUGGAUGAGGACAAGUAGCCCAUCCUGGAUGCUCAGGCCCCCACCUUGGCCACACACCAAACAACGCUGCAUGUUCUUUGAAACAUGAACACUCUGAUCUCUCGGCUUUGAAGAUAAGAAUCUCCCAUCCCAAACCGGACACUGCCCACAGGUAGCCGAGAAGAAAGCCAAAGGGAGUGAAUGAUUAGCAGAGCUGGCAGACAGUCCUGAGCCUGUGGGCAUUGAGUGCCUGGGAAGCUGUUUCCUAAGGAAAACUCACCUUGACCAUGGAGCCUGUGGAGGUCUUUCAUGGCCUGGCUGCUCCAUGGAAGGCCUUUCUCGUCGUCGUCAUCAUCAUCAUCAUCAUCAUCAUCAUCAUCAUCAUCAUCAUCAGAAAAUGAUUGCAGCUCACCUUUGCUGCAAGGCGGAAAUACAUCAGAGGAAGAGAGAAAGCUGCCGGAGUGUUACUCGACAGAAAGCCAGAGGCUGGGGGCUCCAGCAGAACCAGGCACAAGAGAUAAUCUGUUCUACCAAUCUCAUAAUUCUGCUGGAGGAUGAAAUCUUUGCUGAUUUUUUCAACACGUUUCUUUCUCUCCCGGUCUUUGGUCAGACGCCAUUUUAUACAGUUGAAAAUGCACAGUGGAGCUUGUGGCCAGAAAUACCUCAUGACUUGAUUCCAAAGUACAAAGGAUUAUUGACCUGGCUGGGAAAAUACCGGUUACCUUUCUUCUGUAAAACCAACUUGUGUUUCCAUUACAUUCUUUGUCAAGAGCUCAUCAGUUUCAUUAAUUCCCCAGAAGGAGCCAAGAUGAUGAGAUGGAAAAAGGCAGACCAGUGGCUACUCCAGAAAUGCAUUGGCGGGGUCAGAGGGAUGUGGCGCUUCUGUACCUACCUCAAGGGCAGUGCAGGUGAAGAGCUGGUGGAUUUCUGGAUCCUUGCUGAGAAGAUCCUGGGCAUAGAUGAGAUGGACUUGGAAUUGAGAGACCACUACCUAUCUCUCCUCCUUGUGCUGAAGGCCACCCAUCUUCAGGAGGGCUCACGGGUAGUGACCCUCUGCAACAUGAACAUCAAGUCUCUCUUGAACCUUUCCAUCUGGCAUCCCAACCAGUCAACCACCAGGCGGGAGAUCUUGAGCAACAUGCAGAAAGUGGCUUUGUUCAAACUCCAGAGCUAUUGGCUUCCCAACUUUCACACCCAUGCCAAGACCAUCAUAGCUAAGGAGGAGUCAUGCCAGCAUCUGAUGCAAGAGUAUGAGACCCGCCAGUGCAGUCUUUGCUGUACCCAUGCAGGAGAGCUCCCUCUGAACAUGAGCAUCAAGAAGUCCUGCCACCCCCAGAGGCGGUACUCGAGCAGGAAGAUCAAAGGGAAGAUGUGGCAGUUGAUAGAUCAUGCCUCGUGGUCUCUAGAAUUGGAUACCAAGCCAGGCGACAAUUCCACGUCCUCCCAGGAGAUCUGUCCUCAGGAGAAAGUGGUUGUACACAUGCCUUCCCUGAAAAAGGCCUCUUCAAAGGAGGGAAUAAGCGGUUCCCUGGAAAAGGACAGUCUCCGUGCCAGGAAGUCCAACAUGAAGAAGAAAGCCAAGAGCCAUCUCCACAUGGAGGGCCUCUUUGAGACAAAGAUCUCUACCCACCUGAGGACGGCCACCCCCAUCAUCCGUCACUCCCCCCGUUUGACAAUCAAGGGGGCCAUCAAGAAAAGACUCUCCUUGGGGUACACCCACUGGGCCUUGUGUGCUGAUGCCUUUGCAGGGAGUCCCUUCCGGGACCACCUGAAGAAGCUGAAUUUGAAAAUGGAGAUCCAACUCCUGGACCUCUGGCAGGACCUGCACCAUUUCCUCAAUGUCCUGAUGAAUAACAGGAAGACUGGGAAUGCCAUCUUUUGGCACAUACUGGGCAACCGGAUCUGUGAGCUCUACCUGAAUGAACAGAUUGGUCCACGCUUACCACUCAAAUCCCAAACCAUUGAAGGUCUGAAGGAGCUGCUGCCUUCUGGGAAUAUGAACCCCUGGAUACCCAAAGCCCAGGAGGAGAUUUGCCAGAUGCUCAGCUCCUGGUAUGAUGAAUUCCUGAAUGAAGAGGACUCCUUGUUUCUCACUUAUGCAACUCAGACCAGUGUCAACCACACGAGGAGGCAUAAGAAAGACGCUAUAAGCAAACAAGAGAACAUUCUUCUUUAUAAGAGAUUGGAGGAGUCCCUGGCAUUAAGCCAGGGUCUGGCUAACAUGGAGGAAAUGGAUUCUGUGCAGUGGAGAAAACUAGCGACUGAGGACCUGAGACAUGACGGGUCUCUCCGGGUGGAGCUGAAGUCUCCAGUGUUUCUGACAGAUAUAGAGAAAAUGUCCUUUGAGGAACUCUGCUACAAGUAUCCAAAGGUGGCCAUAGAGAAGAUAAGUGAGGACUACAAAAUAUAUUGUGAAAAAGCACCUACUAGUAAGAUGGAUUACCAGUAUAAAGUCUAUCGUCAGAUUACCAGAGAAUCAAGGACACAUUCACCCCCACAUAAGGAAGCGUCCUUAAAAAAGAUUCCUGUUGUAAGGAAGCCUUCACACAGACCCAGAAACCUGGCAGAAGUCUUUCGAAAUGUACAGCACUUGGAGUACUUCACGGAGUUCCUCAAAGAACGGAAGGCUGAGGGCCCAUUGCAAUUCCUGAUGGCAUUACAGAAGAUCAGUAUUGAGACAGAUGAACAGGUCUCCAAGUCUCUUGUUGAAAAUGUAAUGGAGACUUAUUUCUCUGACAUAGUCCCUGCUGAAGAAGUGCUGCAGUGUGAUGACCCUAUCAUCAGAGAAGUCUCUCAGAAGGGUCGUCUCAGCACAAACUCAUUGUUAAUCCUCCAGAGCUGUGUCAUGAAAUCUCUGGAAGAAAAGUGGUUUAAAGAAUACCAAGAGCUGUUCCCAGAUUUUCCUCAGGAAGUGCAAGCUCAAAUACGAACUGUGUAUAGGAAGCCCUCGAAGACUUCAUCAAUGCAAAUGCAGGAACCCCAGAAAAGAAUCUGGCCGAAAUUGGUCGGCUUUAUCAAGAGCUUUUGUAAGUACCGCAGAUGCAUGAACAAUGUCAACUUGCGCCAGGAAUUUGAAAAAUAUCUCCACCUGGAACUUAACAACAAGGAAAAUUACCCUGCAUCACCAAAUGUACCAGCACGCCCAUCCCCACAUCACUCAAAUGUCCGGAGUGCAGAGGAGAAUGGAGAUGUAAUCUUUAUGAAGCGCCGUAUAUUUGGCCACAGGGUUAUCACUGUCAACUUUGCCCUCAGUGAUUUAUAUUUCUUUUCUGAAAUGGAGAGAUUUAACGAUUUGGUGAGUUCAGCUCAUGUGCUUCAAGUCAGCUGGGCCUAUAACGAGAAUGACGUGAUCCUAAUGAAGUCCAAGAUUAACAUCAUCCUAAAGCUCUACCUGCAGUCCGAGGUCCCUCCGAGGCUGAGGGUGAACAUCACUGAGUCCCAGAGGGAUGCCAUCAUCUCUGCCAUUGCUGAGGGCCGCCUGGAUCGGAGCAUCUUCCACGGGGCCAUCAUAUCUCUCUUCCCCGUCAUUAUGUACUUCUGGAAAAGGUUUUGUUCCUGGAAGGUAACCCGCUCUUACUUCCAGAAGAAGGAGAGGAAGAGCAGGGACUCAAAAACGCCUUCUAAGUCUGUGGCCAAGUACUCUAUUUGGAGUGGAGGAGAACACGCCAUCUUAAGAUUCUCCUUGCUCAGAGGUAUCGAGUGGUUGCGGCCUCAGCAGCGAGAUGCAAUAGCAAGUUCAGUCCAGAAUUCUUCAUCGACGAGCAACCUGACCCAGACAGGACAUACCGUCUCCUCCAUGCAGCUGUUUCCUGUCUUAGGAAAAAAACCAUCUGGCAUCAAAAAGGAGAAGAAAUAAUCUAGUCGGGCCCCCCAACAGAGACGCAUCAUCUCUCAGAAGCUUCCUGACACUGACAGAACCUUUUCUGGUCAGAAAAGAAAUGCCCGGGCACCCUCUGCCCUGGAAAGAUCCGUGGGGUGACGUCAGUGGUCAUUCUGGAUGCUUGAAGAACUUUCUGGUUUUUCAGGAAGCUCAUACGACCCAUUCAGACCAAAGAGUGACAGAGGUAAAGGAAAACAAAACCAGAGAGACUGAGCGAGACCUGCCUUCCACCUUCAGGAGCCUUUUCAGUUUCGUGUGUCAGGGAGUGACACGAGAUCGCCCCUCUUUCUACCGAAGUAUGAAAAGACGUCUGUCCCUCAUUUUGAGUGCCUCCAACUGAUCCAAGUGUCACCCCAGAGGCGGGGGCAGCUUGUGUGCAGCUCGGGGUGCUCGUCCCCACCCCCACACCUCAACCGGGGCUGCAGAUCAUUAAUCAGAAUAAAGCAUGUCCACAUUCACAGUC
Myotis brandtii (Brandt's bat) is the source of this 4630-nucleotide messenger RNA. It is a transcript of the gene RGSL1, whose product is annotated as regulator of G-protein signaling like 1. Bases 613 to 4143 code for a protein of 1176 amino acids. The transcript has 24 exons. NCBI's taxonomy places the organism in Eukaryota, Metazoa, Chordata, Mammalia, Chiroptera, Vespertilionidae. The record is from RefSeq and is a predicted model, not a curated record.